UCUCCUUGGUUGGAAAACCUUCGUGUGACGUCUGCUCUACUAAUACCCAAAAUCAACCAUCACUGAUUGCUUUCUCCAUGUCAGGAUAGCAGGGUCCUCUCCCUGGCGACACUCGUCGAACCACUGAUCGGCUUUGAAGUUGAACGCGGCCGUCGGCCCAGGACGGUGACGUGUGUGGCCCGCACAUGGUCCCACAAGGCUCGGGCGGCUGAGCGCCGGCCGGCCGGAAGGGACGGGAAGAAUGAUAGACAGACAAAACAUGCAUCUAAACUCAGUCGAACAGCAAAUCGGGAGGCAAAUCAUAUCAAAAGUCAAGAGAACACAGUUUAGCCGACAUUUUGAUAAAAACGGAAAAUUCGUGACAAAUAUGGGUCCGGGUGAGCGAUGACCCGGGCUGCGUCUGCACUGCACCAGUAGACACGGACGGACGGCGGACGAUGCCGGCCGCUCCCCAGUGACGGCGCUCCGGUGACGGCGCUCCGGUGGCUGCUGUAGCUCCAGUGACUGCUGACAUUUGCUCCAGUGACGGUACUCCAGUGACGGUGCUCCGGUGGCUGCUGUAGCUCCAGUGACUGUGCUCGGGUGGCUGCUGUAACACCAGUGACUGUGCUCCGGUGGCUGCUGCGGCACCAGGGACCGCUCCCCAGUGUGAGCGAUGUCGGCUCACUGGCUUCCAUCAGCCGGCGACGUGGACGGCCGGGCGGUCGGGGUCGCCUGUGGGACCGUGUCGGCCGUCGCGCUGCUCUGGUGGCUCAGAAAAGGACACUCGGUCAAGUCCGAGUACUACGAGCGGGUGCGGCGCCGGCUGGACCUGGAGCGUCACCGGCGGCAGCUGCUGACCCAACAGCUGACCACCGGCGGUCAGCUGAUGACCGUGCGGCGCCAGCUGAUUGUGGAGCUGCCGCUGGCCCAGCUCAUCGAGCAGCUGCAGAGCGGCAAAAUCACCGCCACAGAGGCGCUGCGGGCCUACCAGGCCAAGGCCCUGGAAGUCACCAAGCUCUACAACUGCGUUACUGAGUUUGUGCUGAACGCUGAUGAGCGGGCGGCGGCGCUGGACGCCCUGCCAGAGUCCAAGCGAGGCCCGCUGCACGGCGUACCCAUCAGCGUCAAGGACUCCAUAGACCUGGAGGGGUUUGACUCGACGCUCGGGCUGGCCAAGUACCUGGACAGGCCGGCCGCCAGUAACGCGCCGCUGGUCCAGACGUUCAUUGACCUGGGCGCAGUGCCGUUCUGCAAGACCAACGUGCCGCAGACCAUGCUAAGUUUCGGCUGCAGUAACCCGGUGUGGGGCGUCACGACCAACAUCCGUGACCCGGCGCGGGUGCCGGGCGGCUCGUCGGGCGGCGAGGCCGUCCUGGUGGCCGCCGGCGGCUCGCCGCUCGGCCUGGGCUCCGACAUUGGCGGCAGCGCGCGCGUGCCGGCGCUCUUCAGCGGCUGCUGCGGCUUCAAGCCCACCUGCGGACGCGUCAGCUCCAGCGGCCUGCGAUCGGUGAUGCCGGCUACCACUGGCAUCCGCACCACCGUCGGCUUCCUGGCCCGCGAGCCGUCCGACGUGCGGCGCGUGCUGCGUCUCAUCACCACGCCGCUGCCCGGCGCCGACAUGUACCGACUGGACCCGCUGCUGCCCAGGGUCCUCUGGAACGAAACGCUGGAGUCUGCGGGCCGUCCGUGGCGCGUGGGCUACCUGUCGGAGCUGCCGUUCUGUCCGGUGACGCCCGGCGUGCGGCGCGUGAUCACUGAGACGGUGUCGGCGCUGGAGGCGGCCGGCAUGGAGCUGGUCCCGUUCCAGCUCGACUGCGGGCCGGCCGAGGCCCAGCUGUUCAUGGAGACCGUCCAGCCCGACAACGGCGCCCACCUCCUCCGAGCGGUGGCUGACGAGGAGGUGGACGUGUGUAUCGGCACGCUGAUCACGCUGCUGAAGCUGCCCCACUGGCUGCGGCGCCUGCUGCGCUGGGCCACCGACAGACACUUCCGCUACCUGCCCACACGGCUCAGAGCGUGGACGGCCGACCCGGAGCAGGCGGUAGUGUUGCGCGCCGCUCAGGAUCAGUACGUGCAGCGCACCGUCACCAGGUGGCGCGCGGCGCGACUCGACCUGCUGCUGCUGCCCGGCUUCGCCUGCCCGCCGCCGCCCCGCCACAGGGUCUCCGAGCUGAUCAUGGGCGGCCUGUACACGAUGCUUAUGAACAUGCUGAACUUCCCGGCGGGGAUCCUGACGGUGGACCGCGAGACGGAGGAGGACCAGGCCGCGCUCGAGCAUUACCCCACGCCCAGCGUCGAGCUACAGUGGUUCAAGGACGCGUCCCGCGGCGCGCUGGGCCAGCCGCUCGGCGUCCAGGUGGCCGCCCUGCCCUGGAUGGAGGAGCAGCUCCUGGCCGGCAUGUGCGACAUAGAGCGCGCCAUCGAAAAACACUACCGCAAAACGUGAACCCGCCGCCCCGCCACAGUGAACCCGGGAUCACCACGGACAGACCCUGACACACUCGCACUGACCAGUACUUGUAGAUAGUAGCUAGAGCCCAUAGACAGGACACCACGUGUAGAAAAAAGCGUCUUCCGUGCGGCCUGCUGGAGAGAAGCCUUUCCGUUCCGGGGCGCAGGGAACUGGCGAGAAUGAGAGCAGCAUAUCACUUUGGUCAGCGUAGUUAGAUUUCAACAGAAAGGGGUUCCUGAAUGUUACGCCGCGCCUAAGCCAUGAAGGAUUUUUGCUAGGGCGACGUGGUAGUUAACCGUGCAUUUCCGCAUGGCGCUUUGGCCCUGCUAGAAGGCUGUUAGGGUGUUGGGAUUAAAUACUAUGUGACUGCCACUCUGGGUUGGCCUGGGGAUUUUCGUGUCACAAUAUCAGCUGCUCGACGGCUGAGCAGCGGUGCCUUCGAGCUUAUCACAAUGUGACGGCUAUGUGACACUAACGCUUUGGGUGGUUUGAAACGCCUUUUAAGAUGUUAACCUGGCAAACAGUGCCUUAUUUUCAUGCUUGUGUACCGAUGUUGCGAUGCAUCUGAUGCUUCAUGGUAGUAGUGGUGCAUUUCGUUCUCCAGGGUAGGUACUUAAAAAGAACAGGAACUUGAAACAAUGCUUUAGGAAAGAACCUAGUGACCGAAUACAACGGAAACCGA
Molecule: messenger RNA, 3116 nt
Organism: Amphibalanus amphitrite
Lineage: Eukaryota; Metazoa; Arthropoda; Thecostraca; Balanomorpha; Balanidae
Product: fatty-acid amide hydrolase 1-like
Exons: 13
Coding region: 656-2428 (590 amino acids)
Biological process (GO): fatty acid catabolic process
Molecular function (GO): fatty acid amide hydrolase activity; amidase activity
Source: RefSeq, a predicted model, not a curated record